AUGUCGCAUCGUCGUGCCGAUAGCCAGGAAACUCUAGUUCUUGGGGAACGUCGCGAUCGCAGCCCUCCACGGCCCCCCUCUAUGGAGGAACACUUGUGUGCACGAAGCCCGGCUAUCGCCCUGAAGGCCGAGUGCAGGCUCGUAUGGACCCGAAUGCGAUGCGAAAACGAGUUGCAUGGCAUCGACACCGUACCAUUUUCGACCUUCUUUGUGGAGUACAUGAACAUGUUCGCCAGUGGGAAGCAGAUGCAGGGAUCGAGGAUUAGCAGAAGCCGUUCUAGACUUCGAGGGGGUAACGAAUCUCGCCGCCGACUAGAUGCUGUUCCGGCCCUUCCUCAUUCCAAUGGUGAUGCUAGCUCGGCAUUGGGAUCGCUGCUCGCCCAGGAAGCGACAGACGGCAGCACCACUUCUUUAUCGGGGGUGUCUUCCUUGUCUGCCCGCUGA
Messenger RNA from Symbiodinium necroappetens, 444 nucleotides. Lineage: Eukaryota; Dinophyceae; Suessiales; Symbiodiniaceae. The record is from the annotation of a GenBank genome assembly.